UUCCGGGACGGUCACCAUGGUAACGAGAAGCGGAACCGGUGCCCCUGCCUUUGGCAGCCCCCCCAAGGAAACCGGAAUGGGGCUCGGCCCAGUGCCCCAGAGAACCCUAGGAGGACCCUUAUAAGAUUGUCUGUGCCCCUCUGGCGUGCCCCCGUGCCCCGCGUCCGUCCCGCUUCCUCCCCGGGGCUCUGCCGACAGCAUCUUUACCCCGCUCCGCCGUAGCCCGCAGCGAGCUCUGCGUGACGGAGGAACCGUCACUUUCCUGAGAAAGGAGACGGGCCGGAAAGGCGGCGCCGCCUGGCGGGUGACCGCGGGCCUUCACCUCCGCUUUCCAGUAUCUCAAAUGUCAAUGAAACAUGAGUUCAAGCUCAGAAGACGAUUCAGAAUUAACUUAUGAAGAUUAUGAUAAAGCGGCCAAGCUCAUUCAGAAGGUCUGGAAAAAUUAUCUUGAUACCUGUAUAUUUAGCCACUUCAAAAGUCUAAUCUUUUUAAGGAGGCAAGGAGAUCCCCAUCAACUAUUAAAAUAUAUUGAUCCUAAAGAGGCAGAACUUAUUGAUGCUGCUUCUGGAGUUAAUAUUCGAUUCAGAUUGGGUGGAGACAAGUUUCCUCCCAAUAUAUAUUAUAAAAUUUUCACUCACAGAAACAUUGUAGAUCUAUGUGCUCACAGUCCUAGAGAUUAUGUGAACAUUCCCUCAAAGCAAUUAUCACUUUUGACAUCUGAUGAGAAACAUCUAGAAGAUGAACGUGUUGGCUGGUACAAACGUAUAGAAAACAAUGGCUGGAGACUUGUUUCCAGAAGAUUUUGGGGAGCUACUGAUGAGAUUGCUGAAGCAGGAAAUAAAAAAAAAAUUGAUUUUCACUUCUCCAAACUGAAGAGAAGGCAAGAUGUUGAAAUGAGAAGAAAACAUAAAAAAAUUAAAUGGAUGAGGCAAAUGUAUUAUGCAGGAAGUCUGGAAACAAAGAAAUCAGAUCCUAGAUGUACAGACUUAAUUCUUAAAGCAACAAAAGGAUUGAUAAGAGCAACUGAAGAAGGUGGACUAGAAGCAGUGAUGGAAUGGGAAGUGGAUGAAAUUCUGAACUGGACAAAUACACUAAACUUUGAAGAAUAUGUCAACAAUUGGAAAAGUGUUGGUACAAGCAACUCUUCAGCUAACAUUCAUGGUUUCAGGUUUGAGGAGGUAUAGGAUCCAGCUUCUAAAUUAAACUUUUCUCCUGCUGAUAUGGAACAAAUGGAAAAGGAAGAAAUACUGAAGAAAGCACAAAAAAUUUAUAACUACUUGGCAGAGACCUCUAAUAUAUCUUUCAGUACAUCUUUUUAAAAAUUCUCUGCACACAUUAAUUAUAUUCCAGAUGUUUAUUUGACUUAUUUUUAAGGAGUAAUGUGCGCAUUUACAUAUAUCAUAUAUAGUCCCUUAGGCCAUAUUUUAAAUAGAAAUAGAACAUUAUGCUUAACCUAGUGACUAUGCCAUAAAGAAAUUACCCUUGUCGCUGCAUCUUUAACAAUCACAACUCAUUAAAGAUUAUUUUAAUACUGGAAUGUGAGAACGUAAAUUUGGCUGUUAAUG
Molecule: messenger RNA, 1565 nt
Organism: Sarcophilus harrisii (Tasmanian devil)
Lineage: Eukaryota; Metazoa; Chordata; Mammalia; Dasyuromorphia; Dasyuridae
Gene: C3H11orf65
Product: chromosome 3 C11orf65 homolog
Exons: 9
Coding region: 357-1184 (275 amino acids)
Source: RefSeq, a predicted model, not a curated record